Messenger RNA from Colletotrichum lupini, 852 nucleotides. RefSeq lists its product as uncharacterized. NCBI's taxonomy places the organism in Eukaryota, Fungi, Ascomycota, Sordariomycetes, Glomerellales, Glomerellaceae. Bases 1 to 852 code for a protein of 283 amino acids. The record is from RefSeq and is a predicted model, not a curated record. The transcript has 4 exons.
AUGUCCCGCGAGAUCAAUCAGUUCUGGCAAUGCAAGUUUUGCUCGGCGCUGUUUAUUUCAGACGAUCUCUUACAACUGCAUUUUGAAGAAUAUCGAUCCAGGGCUGCAGAGGCCGAAAACUGCCUGGCCCACGCCAAUGCCAACGUCGACGAGAUUGUCAACGCCGACGAGAGCCCAGAAGAUCAAUUAGACGACAGCGAAGAGCCAGAGCCAAUAAAGAAGAAUACUAAGUGUCCCUAUAAAGGAUGUGAUCGGGCCGAUCCGUUCCAGAAAGGGCAGCAGCUUCGAGUGCACUACGGACGACAUGUCGCCUGCGAGGAAGUAUGCGUCUACUGCUACAAAAUAUUCAGAGUAGCAAGUGAGUACAUCACACACACGAGAGAUCAUGGCGAUGCAGUUGAAGAGAAGGCGGCCUACACGAGUCGAAGAUGCGCUCGUCUCCUUAAACAGAUCAACCAGGAGCUUGUGGCACACUUGCGAGGAGGCGACCACAACAAGGCAAAGAAAAGGACAUGGACUGAGGCUGCGUUGCAUUCCGACGUUAUCAGUCGCGAACUCAAGGGUGAAGAGAUCGGUAUUUUCGAUGAAUCCUCGGGUCCCGUCUUAGCGGGCACAAUGCCGGGUCUCCAGUCUGUCCUUGGCAAUGCUAGCCAAGCAGACUUUACCCAAAACCCAGUAAACUUGCAAUCUCAGACAGACAUGUUUUUACCAAGUCAGGACGACGACGAUUCAUACACGCCGUCAUUGUUCCUACGUAUGAACUUCUGCAGAUAUCCUCCCUCAGCUGAUUUGGGGUUGGGUCUGGAUACCUUAACAGCCAUCGAGACAAUGGGGCUACAGCACACUCUGUAA